Sesamum indicum (sesame) is the source of this 728-nucleotide messenger RNA. Lineage: Eukaryota; Viridiplantae; Streptophyta; Magnoliopsida; Lamiales; Pedaliaceae. The record is from RefSeq and is a predicted model, not a curated record.
AAACUUCUCUGAGCUCUCAGCCUGACUGAUUACUUACUGAACCUCCAAAGAAGCGGCAAAGAAAAGUCUUUGGUUAAGGAUGGCAAGCACAGUGGAUGCAGCGGCAGGAGAACCAAUCCCAACUUCAUCUGUUCUGAUGGCAGCGGCAAAGCAUAUAGGGACCAAGUGCCGUGGUGAGAAUGUGGCUUUUUUGAAGUGCAAGAAGGAUGAUCCGAAUCCUGAGAAAUGUCUUGACAAAGGACGCCAAGUUACACAAUGCGUGCUUCACCUGCUGAAGGAUCUUCACCAGAGCUGCAACAAAGAAUUGGAUUCUUAUGCUGGGUGCAUGUAUUACCACACCAAUGAGUUUGAAUUCUGUCGUAAAGAGCAAAAGGAGUUCGAGAAAGCAUGCCCGUUUUGAUGACCAGCAAAGACCCUUCCUCAAUAUUAUCAAAAUAAUAACAAACUCCCAUCGUCCAACAACUGCUAUUCUGUUGAAUUUUACUUUUGACUGAUCCGUUUAUGGGUUCAUGAGAGAUUGUUUGCAGGAAACUCUGUUCGGUGUCUACAAACGCUCGCAACUUUGUUUGAGUAUAGCAGAAAUGGUUUCCAAUAAUUUUGUCAAGAAAUGCUGCCUUUUUCUUUUUUUAACUUGUUUCUGGAAUUCUCAUGAAAUUCUUGUGCGCAUUCAGUCUUGAAACAGCAGACGUGCUGGGGAAGGGAUUUGCUUGUGAGAUUUUUCUCCUUCA